Molecule: messenger RNA, 1401 nt
Organism: Ylistrum balloti
Lineage: Eukaryota; Metazoa; Mollusca; Bivalvia; Pectinida; Pectinidae
Product: mucin-2-like
Exons: 2
Coding region: 1-1401 (466 amino acids)
Source: RefSeq, a predicted model, not a curated record
AUGCCACUGUCCUCCACUCUCCAUUUAUCACCCACCACCACCACUCCCCUCCCAUCUGUCAGGCCACUGUCCUCCACUAUCAAUUUCUUCCCCACCACCACCACCACCACUCCCCUACCAUCUGUCAGGCCACUGUCCUCCACUAUCCAUUUCUCCCCCACCACCACCACCACCACCACCACUCCCCUACCCACCACUACCACCACCACCACCACCACCACCACCACCACCACCACCACCACCACCACCACCACCACCACCACCACCACCACCACCACCACCACCACCACCACCACUCCCCUACCAUCUGUCAGGCCACUGUCCUCCACUAUUCAUUUAUCACCCACCACCACCACCACUCACCUCCCAUCUGUCAGGCCACUGUCCUCCACUAUCCAUUCCCCCACCACCACCACAACUCCCCUACCAUCUGUCAUGCCACUGUCCUCCACUCUUCAUUUAUCACUCACCUCCACGACUCCCCUACCAUCUGUCAGGCCACUGUCCUCCACUAUCCAUUUAUCGCCCACCACCACUCCCCUACCAUCUGUCAGGCCACUGUCCUCCACUAUCCAUUUAUCACCCACCAUCACCACCACUCCCCUACCAUCUGUCAGGCCACUGUCCUCCACUAUCCAUUCCCCCACCACCACCACCACUCCCCUACCAUCUGUCAUGCCACUGUCCUCCACUAUCCAUUUAUCACCCACCACCACCACUCCCCUCCCAUCUGUCAGGCCACUGUCCUCCACUAUCCAUUUCUCCCCCACCACCAUCAACACCACUCCCCUAUCAUCUGUCAGGCCACUGUCCUCCACUAUCCAUUUCUCCCCCACCACCACCACCACUCCCCUACCAUCUGUCAGGCCACUGUCCUCCACUAUCCAUUUCUCCCCCACCACCACCACCACCACCACCACCACCACCACCACCACCACCACCACCACCACCACCACCACCACCACCACCACUCCCCUACCAUCAGUCAGGCCACUGUCCUCCACUAUUCAUUUAUCACCCACCACCAUCACCACCACUCACCUCCCAUCAGUCAGGCCACUGUCCUCCACUAUCCAUUCCCCCACCACCACCACCACUCCCCUACCAUCUGUCAGGCCACUGUCCUCCACUAUUCAUUUAUCACCCACCACCACCACCACUCACCUCCCAUCUGUCAGGCCACUGUCCUCCACUAUCCAUUACCCUUCCACCACCACAACUCCCCUACCAUCUGUCAUGCCACUGUCCUCCACUCUUCAUUUAUCACUCACCACCACCACCACUCACCUCCCAUCUGUCAGGCCACUAUCCUCCACUAUCCAUUCCCCCACCACCACCACAACUCCCCUACCAUCUGACACGCCCACACUUGAGCUUGUUGCCUCAUCUGUUUUGGGCUAA